ACCCACAUUUAACAAUGGCGCUUUCUUCUGCAGAUAUCAACGAGUUUCUUGAUGAAAAUGUUGGCAGCAAUUACAAGAUAUUACCAGACGUUUUGGAAAGACUCAAAAAAGAGAGAAAAAUCCUUUCGAAUCAACUUUCUGGUAGAGGAGAAGGAGCAGAAAAGGGUGACUGGCAGAAAGUCAUGAGAGAGAUCAGGCUAGCCAUCACCGAGUUAGAGUCACUGAAAGGAAGAAUACUUACCCUCAAAGAAGAUAUAACAACCGAAGAAGAAAAGAUGAGAGAAGGAAAAGAAAAUAUUGGCAUGAAGGAGCUUGUACCGCUACUGAAAGAACUUGAUGAGAUAGAGCGACUGAGAAAAUAUUUAUUAUGGAUAAAUAGAGUUCAAAAAUUGAGUUCUAGAAUUUUGUCCUGUGGAAGUAAAGAUGGUGAGAUAGAGGAGGCCAUUAAAGAUUUUGUGGAGUUAGUAUCUGUUUCGGAGACUCUCUCAUCCUCUUACUGCUCUAAUCUUAAGAUGCAUGCAAGGACAAUGUGUGAGAAGAGAAGAAACGAAUUGAAAGAGAAAGUAUCACAUAAUUUUGAUGAGUUACUAAAGACAAUUAACUGGCCUAUCACAAAAGACACUUCAGCAAAGUCCCUUCAACUUUGGCAGCAAAAGCAAGUCCUCUUUGCAGCUAAUUUCAAGCAACUCCUGGCCAUCGAUCAGACUGAGAGUGAAACUCGGGAUAUUCCAAAAAUGGAGGACACUCUACCACUUCCUAUUGAUCUACUCUUAUCUCCACUUCGUAAGAGAUUCAAGUAUCACUUUUGUGGAAACAGACAAACCAAUUCAAAGGAAAAACCAGAGUGGUUUUUUACUCAAGUCUCAACGUGGAUAACAGACCACACUCACUUUAUAGAGACUGAAGUCCAACCCACUUUACUCGAGUGUUCCAAAAUUAAAAUAAAUGCUAAGGUUGAAUUUAUUCGUGGUCUUUUACAAGAAAUAGUCCAAAAGCUCCGUCAUGAUUUAGACCCCUCCCACCACUCCCAGGGCCAAUGUCUGCUUGAUGACGACUACCUCACGUCUCACCUGAUUGACGAGCUCCUCUUAUUUGAGAAAGAGCUGCACGAGGUACAUCACUACCCUCUCCUCUAUCCCAGCGUCAUUCUUGUAUUCCAAGACGAAGCUCCUCUUUGUCGCUGGCUGAAUUUAGAGAGACAAUUUGCUGCCGAAAGAUUGAAAGUUAUAUCAGAGUCACCGACCUCAUGGGAUUCUCUAUACACUGACAGACUAACUGAUUCAUCCACUAGUAGGGAAUUGGUCCCUGAAUGUGCUGAGAAACUAAUGCAAAUAAUUGCUGGAAUCACUGAAAGAUUCAGAUGCAUUCCUUCUCUAUACAUAAGGCUCCAGUUCCUGCAGCUUCAGGUCGAUCUCUUGUUAGAGUUCCAAAGAGAUUUGGCUGAUAAUGUCAGCAAAGUCCAGUCCACCCCAUUGAGUAAUAGGUUCUCAGCCUACCUCAACGCAGCAGACUAUAUGGUCUCUCUACUACAGAAAUGGGGAGAGGAGACCUUCUUUUUAGAGUUGCAUUAUUAUACUCAGCAAUUGAGAUCAGACGACAAAAGAUUCAGAAAAGGCGUGAUUGGUGAUGUACUCCGUCAGAUUGAGUCACUCCGGAAGAUUGAUCAUGAUUAUGCUCAACUUGAGGGAACUGCAUUUGAUACUGUGAUUGAAGCAUUCACGGGACUCGCUGAGAACAUGAAGGAGAAACUAAUAGGACAUGUGACAAGGAUUGCAAGGAGAAAUAUAGCUGAUUAUAAGAGAGAAAGGUGGCAUAAUCUUACAUUAAUCAAAGGGAUGUCGGAAUUAGAAGUAUCUCAUUCUCUCAGUUUGUUUCUUCAGAAAUUGCAAUACACACUACACAGCAUAAGAGCUUCUAUCAAUGCCUCACUCUUGGACGAGAUCUUUGAUAAAAUUUGCACUUGUAUCGACAAUAUAUUUCUACAACAGGUUAUCUGUAGUAAUAGUUUUAAUGAUGAUGGUAGUUCGCAGUUACAUUAUGACAUGUCACGUGUGCUGUCUCCACUCCUUUCUCAGUAUAUGAACAGACAAGCCACCAGCAAUCCAAUACUAAAGACAGUUGAUGCUGCCUGUCUAUUGGAUCAUGAUCCAGUUGCUAUUCAAUUGCUGCAGCAUCUCUCAAGAGAAGCUCUGAAUGGAGACAAGGAGGCUGAGGAAGAGAUGUGGAAGACACUGAAGGCCUGGAACAUUCAUUCUCUUGAUAUUGCUCAAGUUUCCACCAUUGCAAAUUUGAGGAUUGUUCAAUAAAGAAAGGACUCAACUUAGGCAAUUUUAAUUUCACAAAAAAGUUUUAAUAUUAAAAAUUCAAAAAAUAAUUAU
Molecule: messenger RNA, 2378 nt
Organism: Amphimedon queenslandica
Lineage: Eukaryota; Metazoa; Porifera; Demospongiae; Haplosclerida; Niphatidae
Product: RAD50-interacting protein 1-like
Exons: 12
Coding region: 15-2306 (763 amino acids)
Biological process (GO): endoplasmic reticulum to Golgi vesicle-mediated transport; retrograde vesicle-mediated transport, Golgi to endoplasmic reticulum; regulation of ER to Golgi vesicle-mediated transport
Cellular component (GO): Dsl1/NZR complex
Source: RefSeq, a predicted model, not a curated record